Molecule: messenger RNA, 2180 nt
Organism: Oncorhynchus masou masou (cherry salmon)
Lineage: Eukaryota; Metazoa; Chordata; Actinopteri; Salmoniformes; Salmonidae
Product: S-antigen protein-like
Exons: 2
Coding region: 39-611 (190 amino acids)
Source: RefSeq, a predicted model, not a curated record
GAGGCAUAAGGGACAGGGCAGAGGAUGAGGACAACCAGAUGAGGAACGGAGGCCUAAGGGACAGGGCAGAGGAGGAGUACCACCAGGUGAGGAACGGAGGCCUAGGGGACAGGGCAGAGGAUGAGGACCACCAGGUGAGGAACGGAGGCCUCAGUGACAGGGCAGAGGAUGAGGACAACCAGGUGAGGAACGGAGGCCUAGGGGACAGGGCAGAGGAUGAGGACAACCAGGUGAGGAACAGAGGCCUAAGGGACAGGCGUGAGGAUGAGGACAACCAGGUGAGGAACAGAGGCCUAAGGGACAGGCGUGAGGAUGAGGACAACCAGGUGAGGAACAGAGGCCUAAGGGACAGGCGUGAGGAUGAGGACAACCAGGUGAGGAACGGAGGCCUAAGGGACAGGGCAGAGGAUGAGGACAACCAGGUGAGGAACGGAGGCCUAGGGGACAGGGCAGAGGAUGAGGACAACCAGGUGAGGAACAGAGGCCUAAGGGACAGGCAUGAGGAGGCAAACCAGAUGAGGAACAGAGGCCUAAGGGACAGGGCAGAGGAUGAGGAAAACCAGGUGAGGAAUGGAGGCCUCAGGGACAGGGCAGAGGAUGAGGACAACUAGGUGAGGAACGGAGGCCUAGGGGACAGGGCAGAGGAUGAGGACAACCAGGUGAGGAACAGAGGCCUAAGGGACAGGCGUGAGGAUGAGGACAACCAGGUGAGGAACAGAGGCCUAAGGGACAGGCGUGAGGAUGAGGACAACCAGGUGAGGAACGGAGGCCUAAGGGACAGGGCAGAGGAUGAGGACAACCAGGACAAUGACCCAACACACCUCCAGGCUGUGUAAGGGCUAUUCGACCAAGAAGGAGAGUGAUGGUGCUGCAUCAGAUGACAUAGCAUCCACAAGCUGUCAUCAAGGCAAAGGGUGGCUACUUUGAAGAAUCUCAAAUAUAUUUUAAUUUAACACUUUUUUUGGUUACUACAUGAUUCUAUAUGUGUUAUUUUAUAGAUUUGAUGACUUCACUAUUAUUCUACAAUGUAGAAAAUAUUAAAAAUGAAGAAAAACCCUUGAAUGAGUAGGUGUGUCCAAGCCUUUGACUGGUACUGUAUAUUGAAGAUCUAAGGAAAGUGCUGAGAUAAACCCUUUGAAAAGUCAGUCAUUGUUUUCCCUCCACUCCGCUCACAGAUAGGAAUGCAAUAUUAUGAUUUGAGUUUGUGCCUACUGCCUAGAUGUUCUGUAUAAAGUGCUGAAUAAAGUCAAAAACCCAUUCAUGCAGAUAUAAGAACAUCAAUCAGCCUUUUAAGUAGGAGUUUUAGUCUCAGUCAGUUACCUUGUGGAAAAAUAGGAUUUAUUUAUUGUUGUUCAGGAGGAAAAGUAGAGUACUUUUGCUCAGCCUUUACAUUUGUGCCAAAAAUGCAGACCUUGUGUGUCAUUAUACAGAUAUAACUACAUUCCAUAUGUUGUUGUUGUUGAUGUCCAUAUUUUGCAUGAUAAAAUCCCGGCCAUACAUUUACUUGAUCUUCCUUAAAAUGUAGAACCCCCAACAGUUCUAGAACCAGUAACAGUUCUUGAGCUACAAACUGUUCUAGAGCUACAAACUGUUCUAGAGCUACCAACAGUUCUAGAACUACAAAUUGUUAUUGAACUACCAACAGUUCUAGAGCUACAAAUUAUUCUAGAGCUACCAACAGUUCUAGAACUACAAACUGUUCUUGAGCUACCAACAGUUCUAGAGCUACAAAUUGUUCUAGAGCUACAAACUGUUCUAGAGCUAUCAAAAGUUCUACAGCUACAAACUGUUCUAGAGCUACCAACAGUUCUAGAGCCAUAAACAGUUAUAGUUACAAACUGUUCUAGAGCUACAGUACCACUCGUUCAAGAACUCCCAACCAUUCUAGAACUACCAACCAUUCUAGAAAGAUUUCCUUCUAGCCAACAGAGGCAAUAGAAAGGUACAUACUUCACAUUAUGAUUGUUUUAUUGUUUGCAGAGAGAAAAUGGCAAAAUGACAAACCAUAAGCUUCCCGAAAUGUUAUUUAUCUUUCUAUGCGUUAUAUACUGAUAUGCUUCUGGUAUUCAUUUGUUUCUCAUGUUAAUUUUAAAAACAUGGUUUUAUGUCACAUGACCACUGACUUUUGUAAAUACAAUGAAUCAAUUGUGAAAUGUAUUAAAAUAUUUAAAAACUUGAAA